AUGAAAUCCGUUUUUUCUCUUACCGCGCUCCAGCUGCUGGCCAGCUAUGUUGCCGCGCACCCUGUCAAGGGCACCGUGCUCUCUACCUUCACUGACCGCAGCUUUCCCUGGCAUAUAGGCGUGCCCAAGCCCAGUUCAUCUGAUUCUCAUAGCAAGCGCGAUGUCACCCUUCCCAGUACCUGGGAUCCUCCUUCUGACCUUGUCACUCCUUUGCAAGAGGUCUGGGACCACGAAGUCGAGACAUAUAGCGAUGCACUCGGCUUCCAAAACUAUGGCUUCGACCAAGUCAUCGCCGCUGGAGGCAAGAUCAACUACUGUGUCCGCUGGGAUUCCUCUCAAUCCGUCACUGCCGAGCAGCGUUCGCAGAUCGCCCAGGCCGCCAGCCGCUCCUAUAACAAGUGGAUUGCUGGACUUGCCGGAUUCGAUGGUUGGCCUUAUGACACUGUCGAGGUCAACGUUGUCGGCUGGGCUGUGACGAAAGAGUCCCUGCUCGAGGGAGACACCUCCGGCAUUGAUAUUUACACCGACACCGAUGCUGAUGGCAUUCCACAGUGUGCUGAAGCUUGUGGAAGGUUUUUCCACCAGGACGGCGAUUACAGCGGUUGCGCCGCUGGGGAGGAUCGUCAUUAUGACAACAGCCUCUGGCUCACCGAUGGCUUCGAGGGCGGCACCGGCGGUGACUGGGGUCAGCGGGUUGGUACCGACUACUUCCUCCAGAACCUAGAGACGGAGAACAUUCACAUCUACCUGCAUGAAAUUGGCCAUACUUUCGCUUUGGAUGACUUUUACGACUGGACCCCUACCGGUGUCGCAAGCUUCAUCAUGCUCUCCGGCAGCGCCACCGAAAUCACUGAGUUCGACUACUGGAUGCUCCGCGACUGGUGGCGAAACCUCAAGGACCGCUAUGACCUGUCUAGCGUCAGCUCUUCUGACAGCACCUCUAGCUCCCGGUCAGCUGCCACGUCUUCUACCCCUGUUUACGUCCCAACCACAACGGCGGCGGCAACAUCUGCACCCGCUGGAUACGUCUCCCUCCCCACUGAGGUUGCAGCUGUGGAACCUUCUACUUCUACGUCUGCCGUUCCGACGGCCCCCACGAUUCCUGUUGCGACUAUUACCGGUGCUGGAUCUGAGUCUGGGAACGAAAACCCUUGGAGUGGAAGCGGCUGGGAGCAGCCCUCUCAAGGACACCCUUGGUGGGCUGGGAACUCGUGGUGGAGGCAGAGAGCUGAAUCUCGCUCUUAG
Aspergillus nidulans FGSC A4 is the source of this 1245-nucleotide messenger RNA. RefSeq lists its product as uncharacterized. The transcript is spliced from 4 exons. Lineage: Eukaryota; Fungi; Ascomycota; Eurotiomycetes; Eurotiales; Aspergillaceae. The record is from RefSeq and is a predicted model, not a curated record. Bases 1 to 1245 code for a protein of 414 amino acids.